Lagopus leucura (white-tailed ptarmigan) is the source of this 2836-nucleotide messenger RNA. RefSeq names its product gamma-aminobutyric acid type B receptor subunit 2 (gene GABBR2). Gene Ontology annotation, biological process: gamma-aminobutyric acid signaling pathway; G protein-coupled receptor signaling pathway. The coding region runs from base 1 to 2811 and encodes 936 amino acids. Gene Ontology annotation, cellular component: membrane; G protein-coupled receptor heterodimeric complex. The record is from RefSeq and is a predicted model, not a curated record. NCBI's taxonomy places the organism in Eukaryota, Metazoa, Chordata, Aves, Galliformes, Phasianidae. The transcript has 19 exons. Gene Ontology annotation, molecular function: G protein-coupled GABA receptor activity.
AUGCAUCCCUCUGCGCGGAGCCCGGCCGCCGCCACCUCCAGCCCUGCCAUGCUGCUGCUGCUCCUGUGCCUGGGCUGGGUGCCGCCGGGCUGGGGCUGGUCGCGGGGCAGCUCCCGGGGGGCUGCCGGGUUGCCCCCCAACGCCACCACGCCGAUCUCCAUCAUGGGCUUGAUGCCGCUCAGCCAGUCCGAGGAGGACCAGAAGAGCAGGAUCGGCCGGGGGGUGCUGCCCGCCGUGCAGCUGGCCAUGGAUCAGAUCCGCAACGAGUCCCUGCUCAACCCCUAUUUCCUGGACCUGCGCCUCUACGACACGGAGUGUGACAAUGCAAAGGGACUCAAAGCCUUUUAUGAUGCAAUAAAAUAUGGACCUAAUCAUCUGAUGGUUUUUGGUGGUGUAUGUGCAACCGUUACCUCUAUCAUUGCAGAAUCUCUAAAAGGAUGGAAUUUGGUUCAGCUUUCAUUUGCAGCAACAACCCCAGAGUUGGCUGACAAGAAAAAAUAUCCUUAUUUCUUCCGGACAGUGCCAUCUGAUAAUGCAGUGAAUCCAGCAAUUUUGAAGUUGCUCAAGUAUUACCAAUGGAAGAGAGUAGGAACUUUAACCCAGGAUGUACAAAGGUUCUCUGAGGUGAGGAAUGAUCUGACUGGUGUUCUGUAUGGUGAAGAUAUUGAAAUUUCAGAUACUGAGAGUUUCUCCAAUGACCCUUGCACAAGCGUAAAGAAGCUUAAGGGUAAUGACGUUCGUAUAAUCCUUGGCCAGUUUGAUGAGGAAAUGGCUGUGAAAGUUUUCUGCUGUGCUUAUGUUGAAGAAAUGUAUGGCAGCAAGUAUCAGUGGAUUAUUCCAGGGUGGUAUGAAAAUCUUUGGUGGGAAUCCUGGAUUAAUUCUUCACAGUGUCUCAGCAAAAAUCUUCUUGCAGCCAUGGAAGGUUAUAUUGGAGUGGAUUUUGAGCCUCUCAGUUCAAAAAUGAAUAAGACCAUAUCAGGAAGGACUCCACAACAAUAUGAAAGGGAAUACAACGCAAAGCGUGGUGAUGGACAAUCCAGCAAAUUUCAUGGUUACGCCUAUGACGGAAUAUGGGUGAUUGCCAAGACCUUGCAGCGUGCAAUGAAGUAUCUCAAUGCCACCAACAAGCACCAAAAAAUUGAAGAUUUUAAUUAUACAAAUCACAAACUUGGCAAAAUUUUUCUGGAUGCUAUGAAUGAAACAAACUUUUUCGGAGUAACAGGUCAAGUUGUUUUCAGGAAUGGAGAGAGGAUGGGAACCAUCAAAUUUACGCAGUUCCAAGAAAGAAAGGAAGUGAAGGUGGGAGAGUACAAUGCUGUAGCUGACACGCUGGAAAUAAUCAACAACAGCAUCAGGUUCCAAGGACUUGAACCUCCAAAGGACAAAACAAUUAUACAAGAGGAGCUACGGAAGAUCUCUCUACCACUCUACAGCAUCCUUUCAGCCCUCACAAUCCUAGGAAUGAUAAUGGCCAGUGCUUUCCUGUUCUUUAACAUCAAAAACAGAAAUCAGAAAUUAAUAAAGAUGUCCAGUCCCUACAUGAACAACCUUAUUAUCCUUGGAGGAAUGCUUUCUUAUGCAUCUAUUUUUCUUUUUGGUCUUGAUGGAUCCUUUGUCUCUGAAAAGACAUUUGAAACACUCUGCACAGUCCGAACAUGGAUUCUUACAGUGGGAUAUACAACUGCAUUUGGUGCAAUGUUUGCAAAAACAUGGAGAGUUCAUGCCAUUUUCAAAAAUGUAAAAAUGAAGAAAAAGAUCAUUAAAGACCAGAAGUUAAUGGUGAUAGUUGGAGGGAUGCUACUCAUUGAUCUUUGCAUCUUGAUUUGCUGGCAGGUUGUGGAUCCUUUAAGAAGGACAGUGGAAAAGUAUAACAUGGAGCCGGACCCUGCAGGCAGAGACAUCUCCAUCCGACCCAUCUUGGAGCACUGCGAGAACACUCACAUGACAAUUUGGCUUGGGAUUGUCUACGCAUAUAAAGGGCUCCUGAUGUUAUUUGGUUGUUUCUUAGCCUGGGAAACACGAAAUGUCAGCAUUCCUGCUUUGAAUGACAGCAAAUACAUCGGAAUGAGUGUAUACAAUGUCGGGAUUAUGUGCAUUAUUGGUGCUGCUGUUUCAUUUCUUACUCGGGACCAACCCAACGUGCAGUUCUGCAUUGUUGCUUUAGUCAUAAUUUUCUGCAGUACCAUCACUCUCUGCCUUGUGUUUGUACCUAAGCUCAUCACACUGCGGACAAAUCCAGAUGCAGCCACGCAGAACAGAAGAUUUCAGUUCACUCAAAAUCAAAAGAAAGAAGACUCAAAAACAUCGACAUCGGUCACCAGCGUCAAUCAGGCCAGCACCUCUCGGCUAGAAGGACUGCAGUCAGAGAACCACCGCUUGAGGAUGAAAAUUACAGAGCUGGACAAAGACCUAGAAGAGGUCACAAUGCAGCUUCAGGACACACCUGAGAAAACAACAUACAUUAAGCAGAACCACUAUCAGGAUCUCAAUGACAUUCUCAGUAUACGGAACUUUACAGACAGCAAAGAUGGUGAGAAAGCAAUCUUGAAAAAUCAUCUUGAUCAAAAUCCACCAGCACAAUGGGGCACAUCAGACCCUUCCAGAACAAGCAAAGAUCCUAUAGAAGACAUCAACUCUCCAGAACACAUACAGCGUCGGCUGUCCUUGCAGCUGCCCAUCCUCCACCACGCCUACCUGCCCUCCAUAGGAGGAGUUGACGCGAGUUGUGCAAGCCCCUGCGUAAGCCCCAGCGCCAGCCCUCGGCACAGGCACGUGCCACCCUCCUUCCGAGUGAUGGUUUCUGGGCUGUAGGAAGGAGAGAUCAGUGCUUCCUGAA